Suillus clintonianus is the source of this 1719-nucleotide messenger RNA. RefSeq lists its product as uncharacterized. Gene Ontology annotation, molecular function: CoA-ligase activity. Lineage: Eukaryota; Fungi; Basidiomycota; Agaricomycetes; Boletales; Suillaceae. The transcript is spliced from 10 exons. The record is from RefSeq and is a predicted model, not a curated record. Gene Ontology annotation, biological process: secondary metabolic process. Bases 1 to 1719 code for a protein of 572 amino acids.
AUGUAUUACAAGUCACUCUUCCCUGACCUGCCAAAGGUCCCAGAAUCAAACAUCCACCACUUGAUUUUCAACCGGCCUGACCAGCAGGAAUGGCCAGAUUACACUUUGUUCGUGAACGUAGCUACUGGCCAGCGGCGUUCGUUCAGGGAGUUUGUCGAGCGUGUCCGCGAUGGCGCAACUGCACUUGGUGCUGACGUAGUGCAGGGUGGCUUAGGUCUGCGUCCAGAGAAUGGAGAUGUUGUAGGCAUCCUGAGCGAGAAUUGCCCGGACUACAACGCUCUGAUUCAUUCGCUACUAGCCAUCACAGUCCCAUUUGCGCUGUUCUCAUCCUACUCCACUCCGUACGAGUUCAAACACGCCAAUUCACUCGUGCAGGCAACUAGGAUCUUUACCAGUCCCUCGUUACUACCACUCGCCUUGACCUCGGGUCUUCCUGCAGAUCAGAUACACCUCCUGGAAGGAGAGAAUAAUGAUUACACAAACUACGAUCAGCUCGUCUCAUCUGCUCGAAAGAGUGGUAUUCCACGGCUGCCAGUCCGUGAUGCUAAUAAGGACACUUUAGCGUACCUGGUCUUUUCCAGUGGGACCAGCGCUGUCAUGAUAUCCCACGGAAACAUUACCCAUGCCACCCUAGGACUGAUGGUGUACGGUAUGGAAAUGGCUAAAAUCAUAGAGCCACCUGUAUGGAACGCGCCUGAUGGGAUCCAAGUAUUCUUCAAUGUCCUUCCAGUCUACCACUCUGUCGCCCUCUUCACGACCAAUUUCUUCAAUUUUCUUCAACCUUCUACGACAGUCAUGCUACCAAAGUGGAACAUCGAUUUAUUUUUCGACAGUGUCUCGAAAUACCGCAUCACGACCAUAAGCCUUGUCCCAUCACUGGUACACCAGCUGGUUCACCAUCCCCGCUUUGAAACUGCCGAUCUGAGCUCAAUUAAAUCCAUUGGCAGUGGUGCUGCGCACCUCCCGCCCCAGCUCGCCGCCCAGCUUUGCGCCCGCUUCCCAAACAUGGAAAGAAUUACUGAAGGCUACGGUUUGACUGAAUUCACGGUGACCGUCUCCGUGACACCUUUCCCUGGCAUGCUCAAUGGACGCGCCAAGAGGAAGCCCGGUUCUGUCGGGAUUCUCGUCCCCGGUGUUGAGGCUCGCAUUAUCCGUCCCGAUGGGUCCCUCGCAAGCCACAACGAGGCAGGUGAACUCCUCGUACGCGGGGGUGCAGCGGCGCUGGGAUACAGGGGGAACGACAAGGCGACGCGGGAGACAUUCGUCGACGGGUGGUUGCACACGGGCGACCACAUACGGAUCGAUGCGGAUGGACUUCGAGGACCGUACCAAGGCAAGCUUGUCAUCUACACACCACUAGACACACUCAAGAUCUCAGGGGUGCAAGUCUCCCCUGUCGAAAUCGAGGAUACGCUCCUGGCGCAGCCUGACAAGUUCAUCACUGAUGUAAGUGUCGCGGGCGUUUCGGGCGGGCGUACCUCGGACGAACGCAUCCCGCGUGCAUGGAUUGUGCUAUCUCCGGCAGGCGCUGUGCUGGGUGAGAAGGAGGUUGUGACACGGCUCGAUGCGUGGGUGCAGGAGCGACUGAGUCGGUUCAAGUGGUUGAGGGGAGGUAUUGGCAUUGUGGAGACGAUUCCAAAGUCGCCGACUGGGAAAGUGUUGAGGCAGAUAUUGGUAAAGGAGUAUGAAAGCAAGGUGGAAGCGAAGGUGAAGUUGUGA